AUGCUCCUGACGAUCCCCACGCUGUCGGCGAGCCCCCUCGCGGUGCCACACGAGAGCCACCAGCCGGCCGGCCGGACGCACGCCCCCGCCCCGCCAUGGCCACCCCCGCAGGAGCCACACGCCCCAGGCGACCGGACAAACUGUGCCACGAACUGUAGCAGUAUUGCCGAGGCGCCGGCCAACGCCACGCGCCAUCUUGCGACCCAAGAAGCCACGCUCCGCGAGCAGCGCGCCGCUAACACUGCUCUUAGGAUUGCGAUAGUAGUCGUUUUUCUGGUUGGAGCUGCAGUAUUAACGUUCUUUGGAAUUGUGUGUUGCUUGCGGGCAACCCAGAGGGCCUCCAGGGCUCUGGCACUACCAAUACCGCUCCUGCCAGACGAUCAAACUCCUCUCAACGCGGAGCCGGAACAUCCUGUAUCCAUGCUCUCGGUACAGUCACCCGGCUGCGCGGGAAUGGAGCGGCUCGGCGUUCCUGCCCGCACUUCACUCAAUCCUCCAUCAAUCCAUGAUGACAGAAACCACAUAAGUCGAAGGAUGCGGGUCGAUGCCAUCCAGGACAGGGAUUCACUCCAGCAUCAAAAUGUGAUUCGGUAUCCACACCACGUCCCUCGGGGUGGAGACAGUGAAUGGAGCGCGGAUCGAGAAUUACACAUAAGAGCUCCAUAUCAGACGGAGAUUACGAGGACUUACAUCCGGCCUCCACCCAACAAGACCGCUCUAGACGUUCCAGACACCUCCUAUAGUCCGGUAGCGCUGUCGCAGCGCUCCGCCGGCUCCAGCUCCAGCAAGCCCAGCAAGUCCAGCACGUUCAAGUUCUGGCGCGGCAAGGAGUCGCCGUCGCGCAGCCAAGCGCCGGCCGCCUGCCAUCCGCCCGGCCGGCCCGUGGUCACGGCGCCCAACAUCGUGGAAAACGGCCAGCAUAUUUGACCCCCCUGCAGCUGAACGGGUUAGGCGUCUCUUAAAGCAACAAAUCGCGUUAAAUUAAUUUUGAUAGGAAAAUUUUUACCUUGUUACUCUAACGAAAUUUAUGUGAAAGGGGAAAGUGUGAAGUGUGGACAUAGGGCAAAUUGAUGAAUCACGAUAAUGGCUGGGAAUGUGUAAUCCUUGUAGGCAUGAACCUAGAGCAAAGUCAAAUUUCUGUAUAAUGAACUAGACCAGCGAUUGUGAUACCGGUGAGAAUAUGUGUGUGACCAAAAAGGAGAAGAGGAAAAUGGGCAGGACAAAAGUGAACAAGUGCAGUGCGAACUUCUAGCAAGAUGAACAAUCAUCACAAGAAUCUCCAGGAAAGCGGAAAAAUGACAACAGCACGAGAGGUCGCACGGUGCAGCAAAAGGGACGCCAUGAUGGACGGCAAAUACUGAGAAAGACAACAAAGAAGCAUCAAUGGAAAAAGAAGAGACAAAAACUUGAGGAAGUGAGGAAAGCGCAGAUUAGAAAGUAUUUUUUACGUAAGCAAAAGUGAGAGAGAGAGAAAAAUCAUUAAAUUAAAAUAAUUUACAAGUUGAUGUUACUGUUGUUGUUAUUGUGGCAAAAAAGCAAAAAGUAAAAAAACACUUGAAAAAUUUGAAGCUAGAAUUCUUAACUAAUUAAGUGAAUCGACGAAAACAAACAAAACUCCUAAUCCAUUGGCUAUAGAAAAAAAAACCCGAGGAAAAGAGAGAGAAAGGGUAAAAUGUAUAAAGAAAGUAUCAAAAAAAUCUUUCUAUGAUGAGGAAUAAAAAUACAAAGAUUAUUUAGAAAUUGAUUGACAAAGAAUUUGAGUGAAUUUGGUGAACAAAAUUCGGUGUGUUUCGGGAUAAAGGAAUGCCGACAACGCGCUAACAUACAAAUUAUUCAAAGAGUAAAGACUGAAUUACCAAUUUAAUAUUAAAUAAAAUUAUAAUUAAAAAGAGAUGAAUUAAGAAAUAUUAGAUGGAAGGGAAGAAGAAGGAAAAUUGUAAUAUUUGACAGUAAAAUCCAUUCUUCAUUUCUUAAAUUAAUAUUAAUUAAAGAAAUAAAAAAAAACACUUGUUAUUAACUCCUUAUUUAAAUUUUCGUCUAAGAAUAGACGAUAGAGGGUGGAAAAAUUGUAUUCAGUCGCUCUAAAAGUGCAAAAAAGAAUUUCGAUGAAAUCAGGCAGAAAUAUUCUUUUAAUCCAAAAUAUAAUUGAAAAAAAGAUAUUCUAAAAAAUGAAAGUGAGAAUUAGAAACCUUAUCAAUGUGGAAAAGAUCAUCGUCAAAUGCUGGACAUUUGGCAAUUGUGAGAAAAAAAACUUAUAAUUCAGUCUGAUAUUGAAUUUUAGUACAACGUGUAAGAAAUUCGAUCAUUUCUGUUUUCUAUUGUUGAAUGUGACGUAUUUGAUUUUCUGAAAAUAUUCAAAAACAGCUUUUUUCCGACAUUUCAAUUGCUUUCCUAUCAAAAAAUUGACUUCUUAUCAUUAAAAUACUUUUUUAGAUGAAAGAAUAAAAACACCCAAAUAUGUCAUUUUUCUUAGCUUCGAACAGAAGACAAGUCGAAAUAGAAGAAGAACAAUCUCAAAGAGAGGAAAGCAUGAAGAAAAUCGCUCAAGAACCAAAUUUUCUAAAUUUUUCUUUCCCAUCUCAUUGCGAUAAUGAAGAAAAGUUCAGAAAUUUUAGGUUUUCAAACCGCUUUUAGAUGUCUCAGCCAAUAUUUAAACAAAAAUGAUGUGAAAAAUCAUACAAAAAUGAAGAAAUAGCCAAUAGAAAUUAUGCAAAUAAUUAAGAAUGAUGAAUUCAAAAGAAAUCAAGAAAGCAUUGAAAUAUUAAAUAGCACAAUUACCGUACAAUAUUAAUGAAGGAAAAUAAAACAGCAAAGAAAAGAUUGUACAGGAAAAAAACAUUGAACAAUAUUCAUUUUUACACUCCCGAUAAUAAAAAAAAUCUAUUGCUGAAGUUUCUUUUUUUUCGAAAAAAGUAAAAACCAAGCAUUUCUGGAUGUGCAACAAAGAAUAUUACAAAACAUAAUAAUAAACUGUAUAUACUCGAGCCAAUUUGAAAAGAGAAUAAGAAAGAUAACGUAUUUAAUCGCAAAGGACACACAACAAAAUUGAUGGAAUUUUGCAGAUACACGAAGAAAUAUAUUCCAUUUGAAAAAUAUGUAAAAACAAUAAGAAAUUGAUUUUUGAACUAGUCCUAAAUUAGAAAAGAUGAAGAAACAUCGGAAAAUGCAUGAGAAAAACUGUCUUAAAGAGAAAGAGAAAAAUAUAAUAGAAACUAGACAAAUAUUAUUUUUUGAAUAAAAAAAUUAUAUUUUGAAAUUGUAAAUAGUGUAAUAUAGAACAUUUAAAUUAAAUUAAUUAUGGUGACAUGACGAGCGAGGAUGUAAAAGGAAAAUUCAAAAGGAUUCAAAAGAAUGAAGAAGAAAAAUUUACUCGUGCAUUUAAGAAGGAAGCCCAAGAACGGUGAUUAGUUCAAUAAGACAAUUCAAUCUUUACACUGACUUUUAUUUUCAUUUCUUCUCUCGCCUAGAAAACUUUUACAAAAGAAACCUAGCAGUUCGACAGCAAAGUAACAAAGCUUUCUUGAAAAGACAGUCAAGUUCGCAGGAGAAAAUGAAAUGAUAAAAGUAAUAAAUAUUGAAGAGGAAACACAACUUCUUUUUUAGGUAUUUAAAUGUAUGCAUAGAAGAUGGAAUAUCAAACAGCGAUGCAAAAGAAAACACAAAUCCGACAGAGAGAGAGAGGCAAAGUUGAAAAGCGAGAGAGAUCAAUCAUUAUUCAUAAUUUAGAAGCGAAAGAAAAGCAAGAAAUCUUCCGAUGUUUUGUGAAGACGAAGAGAUGCAAAAGCAACACAAGUUUAUAUUUAUGUAAUUAUUUAAUUUAACACAACAAAAGCAAGAAAACAAGCUGACAGUUGCAGCGAUAAACCCACUAAACCCAUAGUGAGUAAAAACGCAGCGGCAAGAAUGGCAGAAGGAAAACUCUGUGUCCUAAAUAAAAGAUUUUUUUCGAGAAGAGAAAAGAUGGAAAGAACACGCAAGGAAAUAUGAGGAACUUAUUACUAUUACUCAAUUAUUAUUUUAUAAAAAUAAAAGAAUAAUGAUAAUAAUAAAAGAAAUUUAACAUUCCCCA
Phlebotomus argentipes is the source of this 4069-nucleotide messenger RNA. RefSeq lists its product as uncharacterized. The transcript is spliced from 5 exons. Lineage: Eukaryota; Metazoa; Arthropoda; Insecta; Diptera; Psychodidae. The record is from RefSeq and is a predicted model, not a curated record. The coding region runs from base 1 to 927 and encodes 308 amino acids.